Messenger RNA from Pectinophora gossypiella (pink bollworm), 1818 nucleotides. RefSeq names its product spherulin-2A-like. The transcript has a single exon. NCBI's taxonomy places the organism in Eukaryota, Metazoa, Arthropoda, Insecta, Lepidoptera, Gelechiidae. The record is from RefSeq and is a predicted model, not a curated record. The coding region runs from base 715 to 1680 and encodes 321 amino acids.
GCCACUGUUACCAUCAUCUGUAAAGAAGUUGUGGCCAAUGUUGAACCAGCAAUGGAGCAGCGUAGAGGUAUAUGCUCCAUUUCCCCUCCGGUUGAUUGAGGGGAGGCCUGUUCCCGGCAGCGGCUGUUUAUGUUUUAUGUAAGUGAUCAUAACGGGGUAUUUCCCAGAGUUUCCAACAAUAAAAUUAAUUAUUAUCAACUGCGUGAACACGUGAUUUUCGAAUGAUAAUAACAAGCGGCAUGCGUUAUGAUGGGGACAAGUCUGAAUCCUAGUGGGUUUUCCUAAAUAAACAUACCUAACGAAGACUUAGGAGAGUUCUUAGGAGGGUUAGUUUGGAGGAGUUUUAGAAAUGUAACUAUAUUAUGUAACCUAUUUGAGUUCAAGUUUGCCCACUCAGCAGUUUAUUUUAAUUUAAACCUGUCAUUUUCUUAUCCAUCGAAAAGGAAAGGGACGGGGAAUCAAGAGGCAUAAAAUUUACGGAACACAAGUUUAUGCAAAAAUUUAAAAACCAAUAAAAAUGUCCGUAAAUUGAUCCUUUUUUAAAUGUAUCAAGUACUAUAGAGAUUUAGAAUUUGCAUUUUGUUUGGAUAAACUGUAUAGUUACUCUACAGAACAUUUGUUAUCUUUAGUUUGACCCAAGUUAUCUAUAAAGUACGUUUCAUUAACAUGCCUACAAUUGUUUAAUAUUUACAAUCAAAAUUCCCCUAUCCCAAAAUGUUAUGUAAAAACUUCCUCGUAAUCAUUAAAAUAAUUAUCAUUUUGUUAAGAAACUAUUCACUGAGCAGUUCUGUUACAUUAAAUAUGUUAAAAUUAUUCUGUAUUUUUAUAUUAGCAUUAAAAACUAUAAGUGCUAAAAUAAGUAUAGAUGUUAGUGCUGGAAAUGACGUAAGUGAUAUUAGAAUAAACUAUACGGGGAUUGAUGUAAAACUAGUGACUGAUCACGAAAUUAAGUUAUUCGAUAUAAGCAAUAGAAACUUGAAGGAAGCGUUGAAGAAACAUUAUGGAACCCAACCUACAAACGUUUAUAUAAAAAGUCCGACACCAUGGGGCGACUUGUACACAAAGUACCAUUGGGAACAAAUAAAAAGAGUGCUGUCGGUGAAAUCUUCUAGAAUGAAAGGCAUCAGGAAGACCCCAGUAGUAGUCCUAUCGCAGGACUUCGAAAAUUUAUUAAACAAUACAAUAAAAGUAAACACGGGAAUAAGUCAAACGGUUGAAAACACGAUAACAACGAGUUGGACGCGAAACAAAGAGAUCGUUAUAUCUCAAGAAGUGGAAUACGACGUCAACGUUUUGUUUUCAAAAAUUACCGGUACAACCGGUUUUUCGUACAGCUCUAGUUGGGGCGAAAGCGAGGAGCGUUCUGAAACCAUAACAAUCGGUACUACUAGCAACGUCGAAACGGAACUCCAGCCCGGGCAAAGAGCAACGGCCAUUCUGACAGCUACCCGGGGAUAUUUGGAAAUCGAAGUGGAAUAUUUGGCAACACUGAGAGGGAAUUUGGCGGUAAAUUUUAAAAAGAAAUAUAAUGGUCAUCAUUUUCACGGCCCACCUAUCGGAAAUGUAUUAAACAGUGGAGGAAUGAGUAAUGAAAAAACUGCAACUGAGGUAAUUAAAGUUGGAUUCUACGCCGACGCCACUUUGAAAAUUUAUGACAAAAGGACAGGACAACCUUUAUAAUUUAAAUGUAAAAAAGAAUUACUAAAGUAACUAUUUUAUUGCUUUGUUUUCCUUUGUCUUAAAGUCAACAUUAUUCAUUAUUCAACGUAAUUAUCAUAAGUAAAAAUAUAGUUUUUUGUUCUUUUAUUAUACCUACUG